AUAUCGAUUGUGUGCUGUGGUUGCUGUGAAUUUCUUGUAUUCAGUUCCGGACGUUAAACGCGACUGUGCGGUUGUUUUCGUUGAACUAAUGCGGAGGAAAUUUUUUCCAAUUAUUGUUUUUCUUUGUACCAAACAACAAAAAAAGAGUUGAGUUUUUUUGUGUUGAAGAAGAAAAAAGAAGUUGUAGAAAAAUAAAAUAAAAUUCGUUAAGCCCCCCACAAUCAAUACUAAGGAAAUAAAAAAGAAAAUAAAAAACGGCGGUUAAAUAUUUCGUUUUCCAAACCAAAACCAAAUAAAAUUGGGAGAUGAACAAAAAUUUGAUAAAAAAAAAAAGAAUUUUUAGUUUUGCUUCAAAUUAAAAUCGAAUUUUAAUAAAAUCCAAUAAGAAAAAAAAAAACAAAACAAGUGAUUAAAUAUUAAUUUGCAAAACGGAAAAAGAGAGAAAAAGAAAGAAGAUAAAUAAAGCUAUUGUGAGAAUUGUUUAACUUUUAAACAAUAAAAUUAAAUUUUAUCUCUGUUGCGAAAAGUGGCUCGAAAAUUUAAUAAAAAUUUGUUUUUUUUUAACAAAAUAAGAAAGGAAACACCAACAAAGAAUCAAAUCCUUUGAACCUCGUCUACUGCGCCAACUUUGUACAACUUACAAAUACAUUGGCAUUGCCACCUUUUUGAGGUAUACACACACAAAUACAGUGACGAGAAGGAGAUCUCAGAUACUUCCUCCACAGACUCCAAAUUUUGAUGUACAGAAUAGAGUCUGUAUCUAAAGAGCAGCCAGCCAGCAAACCAACCAAACGACAACACCAACAACAAUAAUAACAAGCCAAAAACCCCAACAACAAAAAAUAUCUACCAGACAAAAUAGUUAAAUCAUUAUUUCUGUGUACCUAUAUGCGAGAGUUUUAUGACCGUCAGUCAGUCAGUCACUGCUAAAGGAGUUUUUUUUUAUUAUUGCCAGAGAAGAGAACAACAACUUUAGCCACUGUGUGUUUUUGUUGUUGUUGUAUAUAUAGUGCAUAUAGAAACUCACCAAACAGCAUCCUUUUUUUGUGUGAAGUUGGCCAUUUGAAGUUGUCCCAAGACACCAAAAGAAAAAACCUGAAAUUUGAAAAGAAGUAAAAAAACUGGUUCAGUGUUGGAAAACUUGAAAAGAAAUAGAUUUGGAUUUUAAACAGCUGUAAGCAUCAGUAUCAGAGAAAAAAAAAAUAAUAAAACACAGAGAGGAAACUAUUACAAUUCGAAGAGAUUUAAUUUUGGAAAUUUAAAGAUUCACUUGCAAAAGCAGUUCUCACAAUAUUGAAUUAUUAUUGUAAAUCAAUUUGAAUAAAAAUAAUAAAGCAACCCGCACUAAUAACAACACCAAUGAUCGCGUCUCCGGUAACUUUAAAACAAUUGUAUACAAAUAUUUAAGAAAUAUAUCAACAAACAAACCAUUAAAUUGGUUAACUCUUAUACUAAUUAUUCUAAUAAAACUGGAAUAUAAUAAACAGCAGCAAAAUGUUGGAUCGAUGUGAAAUGCCGGUUCAGAUCGACAACGACAAAUGUCGUCGUGAUCGUGAUGCACGUCUCUCCAAUUCACGUAUCGAUUUGCCCAAUCUCUGUAAUGGUGGCACAACACGUGGCUCCUCGCGCAAUCAUCAUCACUCGAAUGGCCAUCAUCAUACGUCACAAAUGCAACAGCAGCAGCAGCAAAGUUCACAUCGCAGUCCAUCGAAUGACAAUCUAAAUAAUAUCAAUAACAACAACAACAAUAAUAAUAGCAACAACAACCAUAAUAACAAUAAUCUAGGUUCACCCGUCUCCUCAAAUACUGUAUCGUCACAUGGCAACUCAUCGAGCGGAGAAAGGGGUUCGUCCACAAAAUCGAACAGCAGUACGGGCAGUGGCAAUUCGGGCAGAGAUGAAAUGAAAUGUAUAACACCCAUGACACCAUCAGAACUUGUUAAAAAAUACAGUAACUAUUUGACUGACAUGGAAUUCGAAGAACUCAAAGUCUACAAGGAAAUUUGGUAUUUUGGCCAAAAUGCCAAUAAGAAUUACUCCAAUAAGCCUGCAGCUUCCACAACCAAUUCGGGUUAUGAUGAUGAGUUGGGAAAUUACAAAAUUAUUGAACAUGAUCACAUCGCCUUUCGUUAUGAAAUACUCGAAAUAAUUGGCAAAGGUAGCUUUGGCCAGGUCAUACGGGCCUUGGAUCACAAGACCAACACCCAUGUGGCCAUAAAAAUCAUACGCAACAAGAAACGUUUUCUCAAUCAGGCUGUGGUUGAGUUGAAUAUUCUGGAUGAAUUACGGGAAAAAGAUGCCGACGGAUCUCACAAUGUUAUACAUAUGCUGGAUUAUAUGUAUUUUAGGAAACAUUUGUGCAUAACUUUUGAACUGAUGAGUCUUAAUUUGUAUGAGCUGAUCAAAAAGAACAACUACAAUGGCUUCAGCAUGAGUCUAAUAAGGCGUUUCUGCAAUUCCAUUGUAAAAUGUCUACGUCUGUUGUAUAAAGAGAAUAUCAUACACUGUGAUCUCAAACCAGAAAACAUACUCCUUAAACAACGAGGCAGCAGCUCAAUAAAGGUCAUCGAUUUUGGCAGCUCGUGCUAUGUCAAUCGCAAAGUCUACACCUACAUCCAGUCGAGAUUCUAUCGUUCACCCGAAGUCAUAUUGGGUCUGCAAUAUGGCACUGCCAUUGAUAUGUGGAGUUUAGGUUGCAUCCUCGCUGAACUGUACACUGGUUUCCCUUUGUUUCCUGGCGAAAAUGAAGUUGAACAGCUAGCUUGCAUUAUGGAAAUACUUGGACUGCCGCCAAAAGAUCUCAUUGCCACAGCGACCAGACGUCGCCUGUUCUUCGAUUCGCGUGGCGCUCCACGUUGUGUCACAAACUCCAAGGGCCGUAAACGUACGCCGGGCACCAAAACUCUAUCCCAGGUGUUGGUGUGUCAAGAUCGUCAUUUUAUCAAUUUCCUCUAUCGUUGUCUGGAAUGGGAUCCUGCGGAACGUAUGACACCCGAUGAGGCUGCUCAUCAUGAAUUCUUACAGCCGUCUUCGUCUUCCCGUCAUCGUUCGUGUCGCAUGUCCACAUCGUCAUCGACCGGUGGUCUGAAUAACUCAUCCUCGCAGAAAUCGUCAUGUUAUAGCUUUGCCGAUAUCUCACCCUCGGCAGCAAAUAGUGGCAGUGGUCCAGUUGUGGCCUCCAUUACAAGCACCACAACCGUUAGCAAUGCUGCCAUAACAACGACAACAAAUAAAUCCACACGCUCCACAAACAUACCCCACAUGACCACCACAUCAACUGCCAAUGGGGGCAGUGGUAGCCAUCAUCAUGUCUCCUCAUCACUGCAUCCCACCCAUGCUCAAUCCUCAGGUCAUUUACCCGACAUUAAGUUAUCGGCUGGUGAUAAGUACAAUAGCAUGCAAAAAAUGGCUGUGCGUUCCAAGAUAACAUCAUCGGUAUCAGAUCUCGAAUCCGUGCAACAAUAUUCGUUACAUCGUCUGUAUGGCACCACGGGUGGCUCCAAUGGCACCCUGGUGGGUGGUCACAGUAACUCACACCUCACCCAAUCUGCAUCACGUAAACACUUGAUAACCGGCACAGUGGGCUCCACAUCGUCCAUUAAAUAUGGCGGCAUUGCCACAUUGGGUCACAAUCAUCACAAUGGCAAUCAUCAUGUGCCGCAAUUGAAUGGCUCCUCGCAUCAUACAACGGCCUCGAACAAUAACAUUAAUAUGUCGCAUUCUCAAUCGACUGGCGAUGUGUCGGCCAUAUUUGGACGUGCUUGACUUCGUGCCCGACCCACAAAACUUGAGCUCAAAAAAUGCAAACUAGUCAAUAUGGUGGAUUUUUGGAGCUAGAAGUGGAAGCAACUGGGCACGGACAAUGGCAAUGCCAAUGGCAAUGAUGAGACAAAAACGUGAGAGGAAAGGGAAGAGCAAGUGAACGAGAGAAAUGCUAAAAGAUUGAUUGUCCGUCUCAAAAAGAUUAUGAAUGAAUGAAUGAAUUGAGUUUUCCAGAAUCAUGGAGGAAAUGUUGCAAAAUGCUGUGUUUUUAAGAAAAAGUUUUUAAUUUUAAAUUUCUUUCUUUAGAUUAUAAGAAUUAAUAAUUAGUAAUUAAGUAAAGAAAGUGAUCAAUAUAUAUCUAUAAAAUUAAUUAAAAAAAAAUAUAUAAUAAUAAAAACUAAAAUAAUUGAAAAAGAAAAAAAAAAGGAAAGAAAUAUAAACUACAAUUGAAAGUGGUAGAAAGUAGGAGAAACCAAUUGCUCAAUGUAACCAAUAAAGGAACGAAUUGAAAAUAAUUAUGAAAUAAUGAAAAUAAAAAUUCACCACUGCUUGAAAGGGUCUAAAAAUGGAAAUAGCAUAUUUUGGUUGAUGUAUUGCGUUUGAAAAGGAUUUUUCGAGUAUUUUUCCGGAAAAAAAAUUGGUGUGGUGAAUUUCUGAAGAAACUCACCACGGUACAAAAAUUGUGUAUAAUGAUGAAGAAAACCCUGCCAAUUAUUUUUGAAAUAAUGAGAAGAAUUUUUGGGCCAUUAGAAAAAUUUUAUUGGUGGUGAAAUUUUCGUUAAAUUCACCACAAAUUUUUUUCUUCAUGGAAAUUCAAAAAUUGGCGGAAACAUAAACAUUUUUGGACCAAUCGAAAGUAUUGAUGAAUUUUUGCCACCAUAAAUAAAUGGUAACUACAGUAAAUAUUCUCACCACACUUAAUGAAUACAGAGAGACAUACAAUGAAUUUGCAUAUAAACUUUUUUACCAUAAGCCAGUAAUCAAUGGUUUGUAAUAACUUUAUUAAACUCUAAUGGAUUUUAUAUACUAAAAGUAAAUUAACAGACAUAUGUUUAACGUAACUAAAUCCCCACCCUCCACUUCCUGUUACAACAAAAACAAA
Molecule: messenger RNA, 4864 nt
Organism: Musca domestica (house fly)
Lineage: Eukaryota; Metazoa; Arthropoda; Insecta; Diptera; Muscidae
Gene: Dyrk2
Product: dual specificity tyrosine-phosphorylation-regulated kinase 2
Exons: 9
Coding region: 1495-3765 (756 amino acids)
Biological process (GO): peptidyl-threonine phosphorylation; peptidyl-serine phosphorylation
Cellular component (GO): nucleus
Molecular function (GO): protein serine/threonine/tyrosine kinase activity; protein serine/threonine kinase activity; ATP binding
Source: RefSeq, a predicted model, not a curated record